Messenger RNA from Nicotiana tabacum (common tobacco), 828 nucleotides. NCBI's taxonomy places the organism in Eukaryota, Viridiplantae, Streptophyta, Magnoliopsida, Solanales, Solanaceae. The record is from RefSeq and is a predicted model, not a curated record.
AUGCAGGCCCAAAUUGUAGCAAUGGCUAAGAACAUCAAGCAAUUGACUUUGGCUCAGGCUAAAUCGAAAGUGGUCGACAAGCAGACUGAGACACCAUUAGAGGAAAAGAAUGAAGAGCAAAAGAGUCAGAAUAGCGGGGUGCAACAAGAAAUUGAAGAAAGUAGACACAUGCCAGCUCUACCUUUCCCUCAAAAGAUAAAGCGGGAGAAACUUGACAAGUGUUUUGGGCGAUUCUUGAAGAUGCUCAAACAACUUUAUGUGAACAUACCGUUCACAGAAGUACUCACUCAGGUGCCCGCUUAUGCAAAGUUCUUGAAGGAGAUCCUGUCAAGUAAGAGAAAAUUGGAGGAGACAACAGUGGUCAAGCUGAAUGCCCACUGUAGUGCUAUAUUGCAAAACAAAAAUUCCUCAGAAGUGUGGGGACCCAGGAAGCUUCACCAUACCAUUCUGACCACCAUUCUACCUGAGGGAAUCAUUAAAGAUAAUCUAGUACGGGUGGACAAGUUUGUGUUCCCCGUCGAUUUUAUUGUGGUGGAUAUAGAGGUGAACAAAGAGGUACCUUUAAUUCUGGGGAGACCAUUUUUGUGUACAGAGAGGUGUAUUACCCAGUCUGGCACAGUGGAUGAUGAAGAUCUUGAAGUAAAGAAAAAGGCUGAAGCUCUUGAAACGGAGGAGCAAGUGGUUUAUGAGGAGGAAAUAAAAGAGGAGGCUUCUAAUCCCAAUGUGGAAUUGAAAGUCCUCCCCACUCACUUGAAAUAUGCUUUUCUUGAAACUAAUAACUUUCCUGUGAUUAUUUCUGCUGAUUUGAUAGGUACACAGGAGCAAUAA